Messenger RNA from Humulus lupulus (European hop), 1816 nucleotides. RefSeq lists its product as uncharacterized. The transcript has 5 exons. Bases 134 to 1816 code for a protein of 560 amino acids. Lineage: Eukaryota; Viridiplantae; Streptophyta; Magnoliopsida; Rosales; Cannabaceae. The record is from RefSeq and is a predicted model, not a curated record.
AAUCACAUCACUUGGUGAAAUACUUUGUACGCUCUGUAAAAAGAGUGUAAAAAGAGAAUCAGGAGGAGGUGGUGUUUUUGGAUAUAAAGAGAGUGUGGUUCAUUGCUCCCUUUUCUUCUGCAUCUUAUUAACUAUGUCGAACAACAACAUCAGUGCCGUGGUAGCAGCAAUCAUUAUCUCUUUCUUACCAUUAAUGAUCUUACUUCUCAACCAACUGCGAAGGCUGUGGGAAUCCGUUGACUUCGGCUCAAGAUCCCAACAUGAAACUCAAACACAAAUAUUGUUGAAGCAUGUUAUAGAUAAGAAUAGGAGACAAGUUGUGUUUGCGGAGUGCGACAAUGACUUUGUGGAUGUGUUGCUUAGCUUUCUAACAUUACCAAUGGGAACAAUUAUAAGGGUUGCUGAUAAUAAGAAAUCUGGAAUUGGAUCUAUGGACGAACUGUAUAAGAGUGUAGAGGCUAUGAAUGGAGAGUUUUUUGGGACCAAAGCCUGCAAGAGCAUGUUGCUUGAACCAAGAAACGCUUAUGGAUUAGAGUUGAAUAACUUGGCUGUAAAGAUUGAUGGAAUAGAUUACACAAAGCUCUACACUUGCUCAAAAACUCCAUGCUUGAACUACGAGUCUUUGGGGUUUGUUAGCUUUUUCAAGAACUCAAUCUGUGCUUGUGGAAAAACUAUGGACAACAUACUGCCAAUGAAGUAUGCAGAUGGAGAUGUGUUUGGGAAUUUCAUUAGUGGAACAAAAAGGUUUAUUGUAAGUGAUGAUUUGCAAGUACUACCAGCAUCAAUAUCUAAUGCUCGUUUCUUUCUUCUAAGACAAGGCCUCGGAGAUCAUACCAGUGUCUAUGAGUGGAAUAUUAAUGUUGGUCUCCAAGAGGUUUUGCGGCUACUUCAUCACUCACUACUCUCCAAGACACCCUUAACAGCUGCUUUUCUGCCAAAGGCUGAUCAGAAUAUGAAUAUCGUUUUCUCACCGGAUUCAUUUCACACGCCUUGGCCUUACCAAUGUCCGGUGAUUAACAGCCAUUCCAGCUCUCAACACAAGUUGAAUGUGAAACUAUGGAUUAGCAAGUCAACAAAGAGAGUGAUAUGCAUUGAAGCAAAAGAAGAUUUCGUUGAUUUUCUGUUCUCCUUCCUCACCAUUCCCUUAGGUUCAGUCAUCAAGCUAUUUAAAGGGAAUUCCUUACUGGGAAACAUAGAUAACUUGUACAAGAGUGUACAAGAAAGUAGUGCUAUAUCCACAAGAUGUAAGGAGAUGCUUCUUAGUCCUAAGGUUGAACGCAUGUUUGGUUGUGAAAACCAAUUGCUUGAAGUGAAUGAAGAGGUGACUCCAACAGAGUUUGCUUACACCAAGUCCUACGCUUGUAGUUUACAAAACAAUUCUACAUGCUGUCUCAUUCAAUAUCAGAGGCUGAGACUAAUGAAUCCCAAAUGUCCAGGCAUGACCAAAACGGGUGGUGGUUUCGUAAGAGCACAACGGUGCUUUUUGGUCACGGAUAGUCUUGAAGUAGAACUCCUUUCUCCAGCAUCUGGCAUGAGCAGACUUGAGAUUCCAUUUACAGACUUGGAGUUCCUGCCCAUAGCAGUAGGAAGAAAAGAGGCUUUAGCUAUUUUCAAAGCAGCUAUGACCACCCGAAGUGUUCUCACUCAAGCUUUUAGCUCAAUGGUGAACAACAUCAAUAAUCUAAGAGAAAGUGGAAGACAAGUUAAGUCUACCGAGAAGAAACCUGAUACAGAGAAAAAGGUAGACUCGGAUCUGAUUAUCAAGCAAGCAAGAUCUGCAAUUGUGAUGAACUUGUCUGAUAAUGUUCUUAGAUAA